CCCAUUCUAGUUCACUAUUUAGACCUGGAUGUUUUAUGAUGUUGUUUCCCUCUGUUGUUUUCCUGUUUUCAUCUUCAUUUCUCUCUAAACCACGCCCCCCUUCAUUUCCGUCCGUUCCAACAAAAACAAACAUAAUCAAUAUAAAUAAAGUUUAGCAUGAAAUACAACAGGGGUUUAUACUCAAUAAAUCCCUGUUGUGACAGUAAAAUCUGACCAACACAAGAAGCUCUCAGCCCACAUCUGUUGGCUCAGCUGUUGGACAGGACAAGUUAAAAAAAAAAAGAAUGAGAAGACGAUGAAGAGAUGUUGGUCCUCAUAUCUACAGAUUUUCUGAACAAAGAGGAAACGUCUUCAUCCCUCUGUCUCUCAGAGUUGAUCCAGACGGAGUUCCACCACGUCCGGACCUUGCGUAUUAUGGAGGGCGUGUACCGGCGAGGGAUGCUGGACGACGUGAUGCUGGAGGCGGCUGUAGUCCAUACCAUCUUCCCCUGCUUGGACCAACUGCUGGAGCUGCACUCCAGCUUCCUGUCAGAGCUGCUGAAGAGGCGGAGCGAGGGUUUGCAGGACGGCAGCUCCACCAACUUCACCGUCUGCAGGCUGGCUGACCUGCUCCUCCGACAGUUUUCAGGCCAGCCUGCAGAAGAAAUGAAGAAACUUUACUCAGAGUUCUGCAGUCGACACCCCAAAGCUGUAAAACUGUAUAAAGAGGUUCUGAGUCGAGACCGAAGACUGCAGCAGUUCAUCAGGGUGAGACCCGCUCCUUCAGACCUGCUUCCUGUUUGUUUGUCCUUAUCUGGAAUGAUGUCCACUAAUCCAAAAGUGGCUCUGUGGAAUUAGCUGCUCCUGAGCAUUCCCUCUGCAGGAACACAGAAAUCAGGACAAUAAAC
Oryzias melastigma (Indian medaka) is the source of this 887-nucleotide messenger RNA. Its product is annotated as rho guanine nucleotide exchange factor 2-like. The record is from RefSeq and is a predicted model, not a curated record. The coding region runs from base 304 to 837 and encodes 177 amino acids. NCBI's taxonomy places the organism in Eukaryota, Metazoa, Chordata, Actinopteri, Beloniformes, Adrianichthyidae. Gene Ontology annotation, cellular component: cytoskeleton; ruffle membrane. The transcript is spliced from 2 exons. Gene Ontology annotation, molecular function: guanyl-nucleotide exchange factor activity; microtubule binding. Gene Ontology annotation, biological process: cell morphogenesis; actin filament organization; regulation of Rho protein signal transduction.